AUGGGCAACUUUCAUGACGAGAUACCUUCGUUUCUCAUUCCUUGGAUCCAGAAGCAAGAGGUGUUUUGGGUAGCCACCAGUCCUCUCAGCGCCGAUGGUCACGUCAACGUCUCCACGAAGGGUCUCAAAGGAACCUUUCAUAUCAUCGAUUCGAAGAGAGUCUGGUAUGAGGACUUGACUGGAAGUGGUGUUGAAACCAUUUCGCACUUGCGCGAGAAUGGUCGUAUCACCAUACUCUUCAAUGCUUUCGUUGGUCCGCCGAGGAUUGCCAGACUUUUCGGGAAAGGUUCUGUGUAUGAAUUCGGUACAACUGAAUACAACGAGCUACUCCCGCCCGACGUACGAAACCCUGGUUCGCGAGCGGUAAUCAUAGUUGACGUCGAGAAAGUGGGGACUUCGUGCGGAUACGGAGUCCCCUUCUUCGAAUUCAAAGGCCAUCGUGACACUUACUACAACGUUGCAUCCCGUUUUGAGCAAGCAGAUUUUGCUGCCCAGCAAACGGAUAAAAUGCCUGAGAAACCGGUCAACAUUGAUUCAUUGCCGCAGAAAGGCUUGCGGCAUUACUUUUUAUCUCAUAACGCAACUAGUAUUGAUGGUCUUACGGGAUUGACCACUGCACACGAGACGCCUCGCGCUUGUAACAUCGCUAUAACGAAACGGUCGGAAAUAGGACGCCUUUCGACUGGCCUCGUGACCAGAAUUGGGAUAGAUAGCUCAGGUGAGCUAUCGAAGAUGCUUCAGUUAGUAGACUUGCGAUUUUUAGCAGGUACUAUCAUGGGGCUUCUCCUUGCAACACUGUAUUCCAAGUAUUCAAAAGAAUUUCCGUCCGUUUCCGAGGACCUCGGAUGUCUAAUCCGUCCGUUCCCAAGUUCCAAGAGGUUCGAAGUCAGACCACCCCAUCUUGCUACCUUAUCACCACCAUCUAGCUUUCCAGCAAUGGGCCAAUUCUUCGAGGAGAUUCCCCCCUUCCUUAUCUCGUGGCUUGAGAAACAGCAAAUGUUCUGGACGGCUACAGCUCCUCUUAGCGGAAUGGGACACGUUAACCUUUCACCGAAAUGUACGAGAGGGAUGUUUCAUAUCGUCAACUCGCAGAAAGUCUGGUACGAGGAUAUGAGUGGAAGCGGUGUAGAGACAAUAUCUCAUUUAAAAGAGCCUGGAAAUGGACGAAUUACAAUUCUCUUCCAUGCUUUCGAGGGUCCUCCCAGAAUUUGCAGGCUUUUUGGAUCGGUGUAUGAAUAUGGAACGCCUCAAUAUGACGAGUACAUCUCUCCAGGAGCUCGUGUCCCUGGAUCGCGAGCUGUUAUCGUUGUAGAUGUCCACAAAGUUGGAACUUCUUGUGGAUAUGCUAUCCCGUUUUACGAAUUCAAAUCGCAUCGAAAUCAGCUAUUACAAUGGGCUCAGAAAAAGGAAUCUGAAGACGACGAGGCCCUCCGGGAGUGUAAUGAACCUUCUUCAAAAGGCCUUAUCUCGUACUGGAAAGAACAUAACGCUCGUAGUAUUGACGGCAUUCCAGGUCUAGAUCGCAAGACGUUCGAAGAAGCACUCAACCUUUUCAAUACAGGAAGUUUGUCCUAUAUCUCAGACGACGCUACUUCUACCCGAAAAGCUGGCCCGCUUGCUGAUGUUUUUAAAGACAAUGGCAUGUUGGACUCGAAAUUCUUGACGGGCCUUAUCCUUGGAGUCCUCGCGACUUCGGUGGUGGUGCGAUAUAUAUGA
This is a messenger RNA of Lentinula edodes (shiitake mushroom), 1716 nucleotides long. RefSeq lists its product as uncharacterized. Bases 1 to 1716 code for a protein of 571 amino acids. The record is from RefSeq and is a predicted model, not a curated record. Lineage: Eukaryota; Fungi; Basidiomycota; Agaricomycetes; Agaricales; Omphalotaceae. The transcript is spliced from 8 exons.